Messenger RNA from Ctenocephalides felis (cat flea), 1166 nucleotides. RefSeq names its product MAGUK p55 subfamily member 6-like. The transcript is spliced from 8 exons. NCBI's taxonomy places the organism in Eukaryota, Metazoa, Arthropoda, Insecta, Siphonaptera, Pulicidae. Gene Ontology annotation, cellular component: plasma membrane; cell-cell junction. Bases 48 to 1097 code for a protein of 349 amino acids. The record is from RefSeq and is a predicted model, not a curated record. Gene Ontology annotation, molecular function: protein binding.
AAUCACUUCAGAUCAACAGAACAUCUAGUCGCAACCUCACGUGUUACAUGCGAGCUCUUUUCGAUUAUUACCCGAAAGAAGAUUCCUUAUUGCCUUGUAAAGAAAUUGGUUUAGAAUUCCAGAAAGGAGAUAUAUUACAGAUAGUAGAUAAUAAAGACCCAAAUUGGUGGCAAGCCAAGCACGUCGGAGGCUUAGGACCUGCAGGUUUGAUACCAUCUCAAGAACUCGAAGAAAGACGACAAGCAUAUGUCGCUCCCGAGGCUGAUUAUGUACAUAAAAUUAGCAUAUGUGGAACAAGGAUAUCUAAGAAGAAACGAAAAACAAUGUACCAAUCACACAGUAACAACCAGUUCGACAAAGCCGAUAUCAUGUGCUAUGAAGAAGUGACCAGAAUGCCUCCUUUCAAACGAAAAACAUUAGUUUUAAUUGGAUCUCAGGGUGUAGGCAGAAGGACGUUAAAAAAUCGACUGAUAAAUAGCGAUCCGAAUAAAUUUGGAACCAUUGUGCCUUGGACGUCUCGACCUCCUAGAGUUUUGGAAGAAAAUGGGCGCAGUUAUUGGUUCGUGGAUCGAGAGACUAUGGAGAACGAAAUCAGGGAACACAAAUUUUUGGAACAUGGAGAACAUAAUGGCCAUCUUUACGGAACACAUUUAGACACAAUUCGGGAUGUCAUAAAACAAGGAAAAAUGUGUGUUUUAGAUUGUGCGCCAGGUGCACUGAAACUUUUGCACAACAGCACAGAAUUUAUGCCUUAUGUAGUUUUCAUAGCAGCCCCUGGAAUGGAGCAGCUCCAACAGAUGUAUAAUCACUUCAGAUCAACAGGAACAUCUAGUCGCAACCUCACGUUUGACAGACAAAGUUCCAUCAGAUACAGUUCGAGAAGGGCCAGGACCCUUGAAUCUCUUGCUUCUUUGUACGAGGAAGACGAUUUAAGAAGAACAGUUGAAGAAAGUGCUUGUCUUCAAAGAACAUACGAAAAAUACAUCGAUAUGUCGAUCAUCAAUGAAGAUUUCGAUACCACAUUCAGGGCAGUCGCCGAAGCUUUGGAAGCUCUCAGUUCGGAGCACCAAUGGGUUCCUGUAAACUGGAUAUAUUAGCUGGUAAUAAUCUAAAAAAAUAUAUUUUUUGUAAAUAUAACGAAUACGUGAAAAAUUUUGUGGACUAAU